Erpetoichthys calabaricus (reedfish) is the source of this 3551-nucleotide messenger RNA. RefSeq names its product solute carrier family 22 member 4-like. Gene Ontology annotation, biological process: transmembrane transport. The coding region runs from base 401 to 2014 and encodes 537 amino acids. NCBI's taxonomy places the organism in Eukaryota, Metazoa, Chordata, Cladistia, Polypteriformes, Polypteridae. Gene Ontology annotation, cellular component: membrane. The transcript has 10 exons. The record is from RefSeq and is a predicted model, not a curated record. Gene Ontology annotation, molecular function: transmembrane transporter activity.
UCGCGCUCUUCCAGACCCGCCCAGCGGAGGGCUGUAUCAUUAACACGUGGGCGCCGGAGAAAAAGGGAGCUAUUUGUUUCGACUGCACACACCUGUGCGAAAAAGUACAUUUUGUGUGUCAUAUCUUGGCAGAAGUUAGGACUUUAGUGAAAAUACUUCUAUUUGAAACCUGUUGUGUUUUCACGAAACGAAAGUUUACCCGGAGGCGUUUCAUAUUUGUGGUGUACUUUUACUCCUAAAUGUCGAUCGUCUCGGAUUGUUUAGGAUCCCUUCAGAGCUGUUUGGAGUACGAUAGACACGAGGAUAGUCGGCAGUAACGAUCAAAUUUUGACUGCAUUAGGUUCUGCGUUUGCAUUUGAGUAGCCCGUUGUGUACCAUAGAGGUAAACAUAAUUCACAGUAUGGAAACCCAAGACUACGACGUUAUUACGUCUUUUCUGGGAGACUGGGGACCCUUCCAGAGGACUGUUUUCUUUCUGCUCAGCUGCAGCACCAUCCCUAAUGGCUACGUGGGGCUGUCCAUGGUAUUUCUGGCGGACACACCGUCGCAUUACUGCCGGGUGCCCACAGGGAAUGGCAGCGGUUCAACUCUCAAUCAGUCGCUUAUCCCGUCUGUAGCGGUCAAUGGGACACUAACGCUCAGUAGAUGCACCCGUUUCAAGUGGAGAAGAGAUGGUCAGGUGAACGAAACGGAGGAAUGUCUGCAGGGCUGGGAAUACAGCAAAGAAAGGUACAUCUCCACAAUUGUGACUGAGUGGGACUUGGUUUGCAAAGAAGACUGGAAAGUGCCAUUCACUACGUCUGUCUUUUUUUUUGGAGUCUUAACAGGAUCAUUUGUAUCUGGGCAAUUUUCAGACAGGUAUGGCAGGAAGAAGAUAUUAUUUAUUACAAUGGCUCUACAGACGAUUUUCAGUCUUCUUCAGGUAAUAUCGGUUACCUGGGAGAUGUUUUGUGUUCUCUUCUUCUUUGUUGGACUUGGACAAAUUUCCAACUAUGUGUCUGCUUUUGUUUUAGGUAACGAAAUAUUUUCCAAAUCCACACGAAUUGCAUAUUCGACUUUAGGAAUUUGUGUGUUUUAUUCCUUGGGUUAUGUUGUUCUUCCACUGUUUGCAUAUUUCAUCCGUGACUGGAGGAUGCUGCUCUUAGCCAUAUCCUUACCAGGAAUACUUUAUAUACCUCUCUGGUGGUUUAUACCUGAAUCUCCAAGGUGGCUUUUAUCCCAAGGAAGAAUGCAUGAAGCAGAGGAAAUUCUUCGUGCAGCUGCCAGAAAAAAUGGAGUUACACCACCAGAAGUUAUAUUUAACCAAGAGGAAUCUUUGGAGUUAAUGAACAGAAACAUAAAGAAAAGAAAACACUUGUACACCUACUUUGAUCUCAUUAGAACAACCAACAUAAGGAAUCUGACUAUCCUCAACUGUCUUAUCUGGAUGAUGAUAACCAUUGGCUACUUUGGCAUUUCAUUGAACACAUCAAACAUGAGCGGUGAUCCAUACAUCAACUGCUUCAUUUCAGCUGUUACAGAAGUUGUGGCUUACACAGCUGCCUGGGUGAUUUUGAGAUAUGUUUCCCGUCGCAUUGCCUUAUCACUCCCUCUGCUACUUUCAGGAAGCAUGCUAUUGCUCAUACAGUUUAUUCCCGAUGAGUAUCAGGUACUGAGUAUCAUCCUGGCCAUGACUGGAAAGUUUGGAGUCACUGUGGCCUUCUCUGUUGUGUAUGUUUAUUCAGCAGAGCUCUUUCCAACAGUGGUACGCAACAUGGGAAUGGGAGCCGCCUCCAUGUCAUCUAGGAUCGGGGGCAUCAUUUCACCGUAUUUUGCCUAUAUUGGGACAUACAACAAAAUCCUGCCAUAUAUACUCAUGGGAGGCAUAACUAUGGCAAUAGGCAUUUUAAGUCUGUUACUGCCAGAAACGCAAGCUGUUACACUCCCUGAGAAGAUGGAAGAUGUGCAACAACUUCACUGGUGCUGCAAAGUGAAGGAUGACAAAAAACAAGCAUAUGAAGGAACUUUGCUUUAAUGGUCACUCCACAACGUGCCUUUCUUUGUCAGUGCUAGUAAAUCCAACUUUAUCCACUUGAUAGUAGUUGAAGCAAUCAAGGGAAAAAGAACCUACAACCUGGGGGCAUGUUAUGAAAAGGAACGCAGAGGAUUUUGCUUGUUCUUGUUGGGAAUUGGAAGAUUUGUAUGUUUGAGCAGUCAGUCAGGUAUAUCAAGAUUUUCAUGUGGCCUCUGAUUUUGUGAUUUAUGAGACCUAUCAUAUGCCACCAAGUACAAAAUGAAAUCCUCCAUUUCAGUCUUUCAGCCUUACCUCGCUGUUUUUUGGAAGGAAUAUUGAAGUACUAAAGGUCCUCAUUCGUUUUUGAAAGUAAACACAGGAACGCUUUACACAUUUACCGUGCAUGUCACACAACAAUGCAUUCACCUAUUUAUGUCAAUCUGUCACUGUUUCUUUUCUAAACUCAUCUUUAAGCUCCUCAGCUCUGCUUUGCUUUUCAUCAACAAUAUCAGCAUACAGCAGUGGUUCCCAAGCUCAGUCCUGUGGGACCCCUGUGGCUGUGUAUUUUUUUUUUUUUUUUUUUAAUUCAAACCUAUUUCACAAUCCGUACAUCGUCCUUAUCUUUAAGGGUUCUAAUUAUUUAGUGAAGUGUCAGUUUUUAUUUUUUUAUUAAUUUUAAUUAUGAAAUAACUGUGUAUAGUUGCCAAACUUGUAAAUCUUUAGCUUCAUUUGAUGUUUUAUAUUUCAUUGACCAUUUUAUAUAGAGUUUGCUCCUUACAUUGUUUUCAAAUCUCAACCACAGUGAAUGCUAAACAUUACUUCAAUGCCAUAUUCACUUGUCUGCUCAUUUGUAAGAAAUGUUUCUUAAUGUGCAGACAUAUAGAAAAGGGUACAUUUUAAAGAAAAUGGCAAAGUAAAUGUAAACCUUUUAAAGGUAUGGCAGGAAUACAAAUGUUUACGUAUUUCUUAGAAAUAUUUGUAGUCCAGACCACUAAACAAUGAGAAAGUAUGAAUGAUACACUGAUUGUGAAAUUGGCUGGAAUGAAAACUAAGCUAUGGGGGUCCCUCAGAACUGAACUUGAAAGCUGCUGACAUACAGAGUUCUGUUCUAUUUUGAUUUUCAAAUCAGUAUCAAAGUCAUUUAUUUCUCCAGGACAAUCAGGGAUUUUUUUUACACUUCUGUAGCAGUUGUGAGUUGAAGCAAAACAAUAUUACAUGCUUCGUUGGAUUCUACAUUUUACAAUAUAUAGCAUAUAUACUGCACAUACAUACACUGCUGUGAAAGAUAUUUGUCCCUUUUUAUUGGCACUUGAGUAAGCAACAUUUUUUAUUAAUCUUAUUCCAUUUAUCAAAUGAACAAAUGUAUGCAACAAGCCAAUUAGGUAGUUGUUGUUGGCUGAUGUAACACAGCCAGACUUGCUCAAUAUAAAGCUCACUUCUUUUGACCCUUGUAUCACCAAAAUCAGUUUAGUGUCAUCAACAAUUGUCUAAUGCAGCAAUCAAGUGUGAUUCCCGAAGAAAUCAGGAAAAAAAGUGUUAUUAAACUUUCAAUCUUGAA